AGGAGGGACGGGAUAGGGAAGGGAGUAAUGGCUUACUUUAGCCGUUAAUGACAGAGCAAGUUUGAUGAGACUCGGGAUCGACAGCUCAGCGACUGGAGAGACUGUUACAGGAGGGAAAUUGAGGCUUAUAAAUACACUUCAGUUGUAUACAGGACUAUUUAGGGCGCUGAAAGAGGCAGAGAUAGAGGGGAGAUAAGGGGGUGAGUGGUGGAUCCUGAUUGGAGUUGACAGGCUCCACUCUUCCAGCCCCCUUUCCUCCCAAACCAGGAAAUUGAGUUUGUACUUCGAGACGAAGAACCCGUUCAGUCCUUUGGAAGAAGGAUAGAUGAGGAAGUGCUCUUUAUCGGCACCGUUUUGUUCACUUUUCUCGCUUUGGGACUCGGAGCAGCACAGGGCAGCUGAACAAUGAGUGAGCUGAGUGUAUGUAAUGCAAGGGCCACAGUCAUGGUGUAUGAUGAAGCUGGGAAGCGCUGGGUGCCAGCAGGCACUGGCCCUCAGGCCUUCAGUCGUGUGCAGAUCUACCACAACCCCACAACCAACAGCUUCAGAGUAGUGGGGAGGAAGAUGCAGCCUGACCAGCAGGUCGUGAUGAACUGUCCAAUAGUGAAAGGGCUGAAAUACAAUCAGGCCACGGCCAAUUUCCAUCAAUGGCGAGAUGCGCGGCAAGUUUGGGGUCUAAACUUCGGCAGUAAGGAGGAUGCCGCACUCUUCGCCAAUGGCAUGAUGCAUGCACUGGAAGUGCUCAGUGCUGAUGGAGGCCCCCGCCUGGUGUCAAAUGGACCAACCCAAGAGGAGCUGGAGCAGCAGAGAAGAUUGGAACAACAGAGACUGGAGCAGCAGGAGAGGGAGAGACAGGAAAGAGAGAAACAAGAAAGAGAGAGACAGGAGAGAGAGCGACAGGCUGCUUUAGUGACUGUUCCUCCUGCUCCUCCUCUUGCCCCCGGAGGCCCACCAGCUCCCCCAGCUCCACCUCCUCCACCUGGUCCCCCUCCCUCUACUGGAGGUGGACCCCCACCACCACCAGGACCCCCACCUUCUAGUGGAGGUGCUCCUCCACCUCCAGCACCUCCUCUUCCCUCUGCCUCAAGUGGGGGAGGUGGAGGAGGUUUAGGGGGAGGACUUGCAGCUGCUCUUGCGGGAGCAAAACUACGCAAAGUUGCCAAGCCGGAUGAAGGUGGUGGUGCUGCUGUGCCUGGUAAACCUGACUUGAGCCGCUCCAGUGGCUCUGGGCCUGGUGGAGGAGGUGGAGACCUGAUGGGAGAGAUGAGUGCCAUACUUGCACGACGGAGGAAAGCAGCAGAUAAAUCCGAGAAAGUUCCUCUAACCCCAAAGACAGAAGAGCCCAGUAACGAUGAUUCUGAGUCACAAGGCCAAAGCGACACGUUAAGGAGGCCGUGGGAAAAGUGUGCCACCAUCCCCAGGAUUAACUCUGUUACCCGAGGGCUGGAUUCACCUGCAGUCACUCCUGUGACACCCAGAAUGAAAGCAGCUGGCUCAUCGAAUGACGCUGAGAGUGGAGAGGAGUCUGAACUGGAGAAAGUCAAACAGGAGCUGCUGGAAGAAGUGAGGAAAGAGCUGCAGAAAGUCAAGGAUGAAAUCAUUGGAGCAAUCAUUCAGGAGUUACAGAGGAAAAGCACAUAGUCUUUUUUACACACACACACACACACACACACACACACACACACACACACACACACACACACACACACCAUAUAUAUAAAUGCGCGCAGGGAUUUAAUCCAUUCGGCUUGAUUUUCAUUUUAAAUCAUUCAGUCUUUAUUUUCCCCCAUCACCACCAUCACUCAAAUUUUAUACCUCUUUUGGGUGUUAAUAAAAUGUGUAACACCAAUUACUGUAAAAGGUCAGCAGGUAUAUGCGUGCACACAUACACUCCUAUUCUAUCUCUCUCUUACACUGAGCAACUCCACCAGAGUUGCACUUGUCUACAGACAGGAAGUGAAUGCAUGGUGUUCAUCACUUUCACCAGUCUGUAUUGUCUACAUUACAUAUUGAGAGUACAGCCAAAUGCAAGACUGUGCUGCUCCUAAAGAGCACAGCUAAAUAUUAUGUAAAUAAUAGUAGGCAUCUGUGCCAUAGUUCACUUUGAACUGUAUUAUGGAACUAGCAAGUAAUCAGGCAAGGUAGCUUCAGUGGAGGCAUUUCCUCAGUUCAGGGCUCUCUCAAAUCACGUACUAUGCACUAUAUUAUCACACGAAAUACUACCUGGACUUUUCUCAAACAGGAACAUGAACACUAGUGCUUUUCAUAACCCAUAAAUGACACUUCUUCAUCAGAACAACUGCACGUUUAAAAUCCACUUUACCUCUUUUCUUCUCAUUUGCAUUUCUGGUGUAAUAGCAUUCUUGUUGGCCAUUAUGGAAAUUUCAAACCAUAAUGGCUUCUUUUGGCUCUGCCCCUUGUGCUGCUUAGAGUAGCCUGCAACCACCAAGUAUAAAAAGUAUCCAGUGUGUAACACUUCAUUUCUGCCCAGUCCUAGUACACCAUCCAGGUAUUAAAAGUACACUGUAUCGCACUCAUUUCCCCAGUGUGCACUAUGGAAGUAUGCAGUCUGAGAGCUGAGAACAUUAGCUGCCAGUUGGGAUAGAGAUACUGUAUAUUAGCCAAUGUAGCCAGCCUUGUAGGCCAGGCGUUUUACAUCAGUGUUUGAAGCAGAUACUCAACUGAACGGAUUCCUGUAAGGAACCCGAGGUAUGAGAUGGAUUCUCUGAUGAGCCUGACAGGUUCCUGGAGUUUCUAGAUGGAGUUAUUUGUAUAAAGUUGAAAACAUUUUUGUCUCUGUACAACCAUGUAGUCUUUUAGGAUGGCGAUGUGAUUUAGUGAAAAAUUUUUCUUUCAGCAACACUUCUGUCCAAAGCAGCUCUGAGUAAUGGGGUGUACGUGAUGAGACAAAAGAAGAUGAUUGGUGUAGAGAGAACAAAGGCAGCACUGUAAAUACAGCAGCUGGAUACAUAGGGUGGUAGAUAUGUUUGUCAGACUGCAGUCAAGCUAGACAGUCAUCGACCCUGCUAAUGCACACCAACAAUACUAGAGCGGUGGAGAUGUAUACAUGCGCGUGUGCACUCGCACUCUCAAUCUCUCAGGGGGAUUUCAUUAUUUCAUUACACAAAACAAACACACUAAGGCGCUUUGUGCUUUUUGAACACCACCAUAGUCACUAUACAAGGCUUCACUCAAAUGUCAUUGCAACAUAUUUCAAUUUAAGCACUCCAUUGGAGUUGACUCAGAUUCCAAGUGUUCAAGGAGCCGAUUCCACACAAUCUUUUACAGGCUGCAUGUCCUUGAUAAUACACUCCUGUGAAUUUUGUUUAAUGUCUGAAUUAACUAAUGUUAACAUGACCUAUACUUAACCACAUAUCUGACUCUUCUCAAGUUCUUUGGUUGGCCAGGUUCAAGGCAUUAGCUUUGGCAACGUUUUAUCAUAAAUUGACUUUUAUUUUCCCCCCCUGUAAAGUAAAAUACUGCCACAGUGCUUAUGUAUUUGCCAAGGAAAGAGGCUCCCCCCCCAAUGUUAACAGUUAAAUAGUACACAUUCUUGAACUAUGUUCUGUGUGAAUUUGAGCUGAAUCAUUUUAAUGUAUGGAUUUAACUCAAUCACUUUCGAUUCCCAAUGCCUGGAAUCAGCUAAUCAGCUCUUUUUGGGAUCAGCUUCCAGCUCUGUGAAUGGAUAUAAAUAAUCAGCUAGAUAUAAAUAAUGGUAUUUCUGUUUAAACCAAAUUGCCUUUGAUACAAAUGUGUAUGCAACUAGAUAUGCAGUGUAAGUGUACAUUUUUUAUAUAUAUAUAUAUAUAUAAUACAUCUCUUUGGUGGGCAGGGUUUGUGAUGAUUGGGUUUGUUUUUCUAUUGUGCUUAACUAUAAUUGAAACCUUUUUUUUUUUUUUUUUAAUUUACACUGAAACACACACACCCCACACACACACUGGAGCAUUGCCUUUAUACCCAAAUACAGCUGCUGCUGCUGCAUCAA
Molecule: messenger RNA, 3985 nt
Organism: Neoarius graeffei (lesser salmon catfish)
Lineage: Eukaryota; Metazoa; Chordata; Actinopteri; Siluriformes; Ariidae
Gene: vaspb
Product: vasodilator stimulated phosphoprotein b
Exons: 14
Coding region: 406-1641 (411 amino acids)
Biological process (GO): actin cytoskeleton organization; positive regulation of actin filament polymerization; axon guidance
Molecular function (GO): profilin binding; SH3 domain binding
Source: RefSeq, a predicted model, not a curated record